CCUGGCCCGGCCCGGGAGCAACCGGGCGAGCCGGGCCGGAGUUUCCGCGGCGGGGCGGUGCCGGUGGGGUUUUCUUCCCCCGCACCCUGCCAGGCGCCGCAUAUAGGCUGGGCCUUGCUGGGGGCCGCUGGGGGGCCCCCUCGGAGGCGGUUUUGUUCUGCCACAAAAAAUUGAAUGAUUGAAACUACAAAUACUUAAAAUUUCUUCUUGAGGACAGUCAGUACCAAUAUGGAGGCGUAGACACCUUACAAGGGACUUCAGUCUUACCUCUGGGAGGUAGUUCUGUGCAGAAAUAAAGAAACUAAGACAUCAAAUACUUUUUUUUUUAAAACUGAGAGUUCUGUUUGAUUCUGUAUGCCAUAAACAUGGCAUACAGAAAAAACUUUAUUCAACAGCAUAAAGCAUCAGAAUGUCUCAACACAAGGCGAUUAAUUUAUGUUAAAUUUGAUAGCUCUGUACUUGUAACUAAGGCACCAGGUUAAAACUGAAGUGCUCUGUUAGUUUGGUGCUAACUUGUAGACAAGCCUGGGGCUAUCCCAGGUUUCUUAAUAAAGAGAGUUCAUCCUUGUCUGAGACAGUGUAUAGGAUUUGUUUCUCUAAUAGCUGAAUAUUCUAUACAUGUGAAGUUGAAUAUAAACAAACUUAUUCAGUCCUAGCAACUUGAUACAACAAUAUGCAGAACUUGAGAGGUUUUUUUUUGGAGUCCAGUGGCAGCAAGUAUACAAGAUAAGUUCAGUAACGUCAGUUCAGGGUCUCUAUUUUUUGUGUGCCCUUUGAACUUGAUAAACCCUUCUUUUCAGCCUCCUAGUGAGUUUUACAAACUAAAAUCUUUGUGUAUAAGCUACAUAUUUAUCAGCUGUCUAGGGUGUAAUCGUGGCUUAAAUCGCUUAACAUAUGUUCUGCAUAAGAGCAGUGUUUUAGUUGCUGCCCAGUUUAGUUUCUUUAUUGACAAAGGAUUUUGAUAAACCCAUUUGAGGUUUUUCCUCUUUUGGUCCCACCUCCCUGAGCCUGACAAAUUGGUACUGCUCUCCCCGAUAUACAGAACAAGUAAAGCAUGUGAUGCUUAUAUGAAUUGAUGGAAACUGCUUUUCAACAUGCUUUCUUCAAUUGUUAAAAUGGGAUGGAGAAGCUUUUGUGGUGAAAGCAGUUGCUAAACCAAGGCGCGGGUUGUUCCAAAUUGCCUUUAAUGCACACAACUACCUCCCCGAGGAAGACUUGUCCCAUUUUUCCCAAAACUGUUCAUUAUGAACAUAGUGGAAGAUAGUCCUUUCUUGGCCAGCAUCAUGAGGCAGAGUGCUCUGUGUGAUGAACUGAAGUAUGACCUGUCCUGUGAACUCUACAGAAUGUCAACGUUCUCUACUUUCCCCAUGAACACGCCGGUGUCAGAGCGGAGCCUUGCCCGGGCUGGGUUUUAUUACACGGGUGUGCAAGAUAAAGUUAAAUGCUUCAGUUGUGGCUUAACGUUGGAUAACUGGCAGCCAGGGGAUAAUGCUAUGGAAAAACAUAAGCAGAUGUAUCCUAGCUGCAGUUUUGUUCAAAGAAUGCUUUCAGUUAGUAACCUUGGAUUGUUGUCUCGUUCUGCCUUUUCACCCUCACUUGCAAGCAGUCUCUCACCAUCUCUACCUUCCGUAGCACUUUCUCCAACUUCAGAACAGGUUGGAUAUUUCAGUGGCUCGUUUUCGAGUUUUCCUCAAGACCCAGUAACUACCAGGGCAGUUGAAGACCUUCCAUUCUUGAGCCCCAAGCUUCACAAUCCUUCUAUGAGGACAGAAGAUGCUAGGCUACGCACCUUUCACUCAUGGCCACUGACGUUUCUCUCACCCACUGAUCUGGCAAAGGCUGGACUUUAUUAUUUGGGGACAGCAGACAAAGUUGCUUGUUUUACCUGUGGUGGUCAGCUGUGUAAUUGGGAACCAAAAGAUAAUGCUAUGUCAGAGCAUCGGAGACACUACCCCAACUGCCCUUUUGUGGAAAACCUUAUCCGAGACCAGCAGAGUUUCAAUGUUUCAAAUGUGACCAUGCAAACCCAUGAAGCCCGUGUUAAAACAUUCGUAAACUGGCCAACCAGAAUUCCUGUUCAGCCUGAACAGCUUGCAGAUGCUGGCUUUUACUAUGUAGGUCGCAAUGAUGAUGUGAAGUGUUUUUGCUGUGAUGGUGGGUUAAGGUGCUGGGAGUCUGGAGAUGAUCCAUGGAUUGAGCAUGCAAAGUGGUUUCCAAGGUGUGAAUAUCUGCUUCGUGUAAAAGGAAGAGAGUUUGUAAGUCAAAUUCAGGCCAGAUUCCCCCAUCUCCUUGAACAGCUCUUGUCAACCUCUGAUCCACCUGUAGAUGAAAACCUUGAUCCUCCAAUUAUUCGUUUUGAACCUGGAGAGAGCCAUUCAGAAGAUGCAAUCAUGAUGAAUACGCCUGUGGUUAAAGCUGCCUUGGAGAUGGGAUUCAGUAGAAGGCUAAUAAAGCAAACAGUGCAAAGUAAAAUCUUGGCCAGUGGAGAAAACUACAAGACUGUUAAUGAUCUUGUGUCUGAUCUGCUCAUGGCUGAAGAUGAGAAGAUUGAGGAAGAGAAAGAAAAGCAGUUGGAAGAAGUGGCAUCAGAUGAUUUGUACUUGAUCCAGAAGAAUCGAAUGGCUUUAUUCCAACGUUUAACAUGUGUACUCCCAAUCCUUGGGAGUUUACUAUCAGCUAAAGUGAUAACAGAACUUGAGCAUGAUGUUAUUAAGCAGAAGACUCAGAUACCAUUGCAGGCAAGGGAACUGAUAGAUACAAUUUUAGUGAAAGGAAAUGAAGCAGCCAGCAUCUUCAGGAACUGUCUACGAGAUUGUGACCCUGUGCUCUACAAAGAUUUAUUUGUGGAGAAAACCAUCAAGUAUGUUCCCACAGAGGAUGUUUCAGGUUUACCUAUGGAAGAACAAUUAAGAAGAUUGCAAGAGGAAAGAACAUGUAAAGUUUGCAUGGACAAGGAAGUUUCUAUUGUUUUUAUUCCAUGUGGUCACUUAGUGGUGUGCAAAGAAUGUGCCCCAUCUCUUAGGAAAUGCCCUAUUUGCAGGGGGACAAUAAAGGGUACAGUCCGGACAUUUCUUUCAUAAAGAGGGAAAUUUGCAAAAUGUCUUUGUUCCUGCCAUCCUCCAACUGCUGAAGCUUAAGACAGCAGUUUCUUAAGAAUGGAAAAUUGUGGUACAGAAGAGGAUUAAUCAACUACCUAAUGAAGUUUUGUGAUAGUAAAGUAUAUCCUCAUUAUGAUGUGUCUAUGAUUAUGUAUAGAAGGCCUUCACUGCCAAAGAUUCUCUGUUCAUAAAACUAACUCAAUAUUAGGGUGAGGUUUUUGUGGCGUUCCUUUCUGAGUAGGGAGUUUCACUAGUGUCACUUUUAUUCAAAGAAGUUUUUGGUUAAGUUCCUAAAAUGGAGCUUGGCAUAACUUCUCAUGUGGACUAGUUUCCUCUAUGUGGAUGUGAGGAAAUAUACUAAAAUUGCUGUUAUUAAUAGUUAAUGUUAAUUAACUUCAGCGACUUCUGUUUUGGCUUUCUUCUUGACUUAAGGAGAGAAGAGGCUAACUGUUGCAGGAACAGCAGGACUUUUAAAGUUUUUUCAUGUCUUGAUACUUGUGUAACAUAUAUUACUAAUAGUUUAUAUGAAGACUGAAAUAAAAUAUUUCUACUUCUCAAA
Pseudopodoces humilis (Tibetan ground-tit) is the source of this 3657-nucleotide messenger RNA. RefSeq names its product baculoviral IAP repeat containing 2 (gene BIRC2). Gene Ontology annotation, biological process: negative regulation of apoptotic process; positive regulation of protein ubiquitination; negative regulation of necroptotic process. The record is from RefSeq and is a predicted model, not a curated record. Lineage: Eukaryota; Metazoa; Chordata; Aves; Passeriformes; Paridae. Gene Ontology annotation, cellular component: nucleus; cytoplasm. Gene Ontology annotation, molecular function: ubiquitin protein ligase activity; cysteine-type endopeptidase inhibitor activity involved in apoptotic process.